AUGGCGCCCCAGGACGAUGACCUGCUCCCUGAGAACACCUCGGGCUACAAGCUCUCCCAGCCCAAGCACUCCUUGGCCGAGUAUCAGAAGAUGGGUGCAUGGACUGGAGGCUACGGCCAGCGUCAUCUUCGUCCCUACUUCGAGCACACCCCCGAUCUCGAGUUCUUGGAAUCCAAAUACCGGAUCCUGUUGUUCGAUGGUACCACUCCCCACCCAUCCUUCACGGGAGCACUGGACGAAGCACGUGUCCAAAGCGUCUUCCUGCUGCAAGCGUUAUCAGGCCUGGGCUACCACGACUUGCACGCGUCUUCGCGUCCCUUCCUCUACCCUCCUUAA
Chaetomium strumarium is the source of this 336-nucleotide messenger RNA. RefSeq lists its product as uncharacterized. The coding region runs from base 1 to 336 and encodes 111 amino acids. The record is from RefSeq and is a predicted model, not a curated record. The transcript has 3 exons. NCBI's taxonomy places the organism in Eukaryota, Fungi, Ascomycota, Sordariomycetes, Sordariales, Chaetomiaceae.